UGAGCCUCAUGGGAGCUCAGAGGGAGGAACAGCUGGGAGCCACCCCUGGGUCCCCUUGGGGGGAAGUGUGACGAGCGGGGAGGGCGCUCUUCCCCUUUGUGUGAGGCUGUUGGUUGAAAACCGCCCCAUAAAGGCCCGGGGGCACAUCCCCUUCUGUGUGGACUGCAGGCUCCGUCCCUCAGCACCGACUCCAGGGCGCGUAGGGACAGGGCUGGGCCAUGGCGCCUGGGUUCUCCAUCCUCCUGGGCCUGGCGCUCUGUCUGGCCCAGACGGCCCGGACCCAGCAGGGGACCCUGCCCAGACCCUCCAUCUCAGCUGAGCCGGGCUCCGUGGUGCCCUGGGGGCGGCCGGUGAGCAUCGUGUGCCGGGGCCCUGCCGGGGUUAUGAGCUUCCGCCUGGAGAAGGGUAAUAGAAAGGACUAUAAGGAUGUGGGUGUCACGUUCCGAGGUGAACAGGUGACCGAGGCCAGAUUCCACAUCACUGCUCUGCGUGAAGAUGCUGUCGGGCGUUAUCACUGCAUCUAUCGAAAAGAGUCCACCUGGUCAGCGCUCAGCGAGGCCCUGAGCCUGGAGGGGACUGCAGAGGCCGUCUCUGCCCUGCCUGCAGCUCCCACAGGCCUGUCGACAGAGCAGGUUUAUAUUCUCAUUGGGGUCUCUGUGGCCUUUCUCCUUUGUCUCUCCCUCCUGGUCCUUCUCCUCCUCCAUCGUCAGCUCCGGAGAAAACGAGGGCCUCCCAGAAGCAAAGACGAGGAGCAGAGAUGCCAGGGGAGGCUCAGCCCAGCUGUGGAUGUCCUAGAUGGGACCCCAGGUGUGGCCAGCGUUGACAGAUUUCCUGAUGUGGAUGGAGAGGUGGGCGCCUUGACCCCUGCUGCAGGAGGCUCCCAGGAGGUGACUUACGCCCAGCUGAAUCACAAGCUCCUCACCCAGAGAGCGGCCAGAGCUGUGUCCCCGCCGUCCACAGAGCCCCUGGCCAAGUCCAGCACGUAUGCAACCAUUGCCAGACAUUGACCGCAUGCCCACCUGGCUUCUGCACUAAAGAUGCAGGAAGUCACACUUGCAAAAGCCCGAAGUGGACAUUGGGUUUCCCUGUGGAAUCAUUCCUUUCUGGAAAGACAUCUAGUCGAUCCUCCUGCAGGCAAGAGCUGAAGUCCUGAGAUCCCACAUUAUCUUCUAGGAGAUUCAUUAACCAUGUGAUCCCUCCCACAACCAACUAGCUCCUCAGAGAGAAGGUGUAGCACUUGUUUCAAGAGACCCAGCUAUGGUGUUUGUUGCCUGUUUCCAGAGACCCAGCUCUAGUUCUUGGCUGUUUCUAGAGACCCAGCUUUGGCACUUGGCUGUUUCAAGAGACCCAGCUAUGGUGCAUGGCUGUUUCCAGAGACCCAGCUAUGUUCCUACAGUUGCCCAGUGAAUUCCUGAUGUGUCCUGUGAUAAUCUUCCACUGCCCCUGGAGAACCAUUUUGUCUUCUGAGCUGACUCUGCAAACCUUCCUAGAGUGCGGGUGGUGAUCUUGAAUCUGGGCUGCACUUAUGCAGCUGAUAGCUGAUACCCAGUUUUCUGGAUCACAUUUCACCUUGUUCGUCAGUCAAUGUUCUCACAGGUCCAAUAGUGUCAGCCCCACAUGUGGCGCUGGGUACACAGCUUCUAGGUCCCAGUCUCUGCUCCACCAUCCCCCAAAACUCAGUGAGGGAAACAAGACAAAAACAAGACAAUCAGUGUUUUCUGACCCAAGAGUGUGUCUGAGGGGACUUGUGUCUGGGUGAAGGCACAGAGCUGCCCCACCUGCAUACAGCUCCCAUCCCCUGCAUGCACAGGUCCAUGGAGACACGCACACACAGAUACACACAUGCACACACUGUACACACACAUACACUCAUGCAGACACCCACAUGUGUGGGCACAGUGGACUGGCUGAGGGAUUUGGUGAGGCCAUGACUGCACAGGGAGGGCCCCUCAGGCUUUAGGUCCACCCCGAGGAACCGGCAGGCCCCCGUCUCCCACCCCACCCCAGUUCAUUCCCACUGGACGCCAUGCAUUCCCCAAACACGAGAGGGCCCAGCAGCUGUAGGACACUGUCCUUGACCUGACCUUCACCCCUCACCGGGCUAAUGCCUGUCAGGUUUGGGAUUGGAGGCCAUUCAUCCCAACAAGCACACAACUGCUGCUGUAACAAAUUACCACUCACAUGGCAGCACCAAACAACGCAGCUUAUUUCCCUACAGUUCAGGAAGUCAGAAGUCUGAGAUCAGUUACACGAGGCUGAAAUCCGGGGUGGGCAGGGCUGUGUUCCUUCUGGAGGCUCCACAGGAGGCUCCAUUCCUUUACCUUUUGCAGCGUCUGGGGGCCAUCCGCACUCCUUGGCUCAUGGCCCCUUCCUCCAUCCUCGGAUCCUCCCUCUGACUAGGACUCCUGCUUCUGUGGUCACAUCUCAUCUUCUCACUCUCUGACCCGCCUGCUUCUCUUAUAAGGGCUCUGGUGAUUACAUUGGGUCCACCUAGAAUAUCCAAGGUCAUCUCCCCUUCUCAAGAGCCUUAACUCAGUCACACUUGCAAAGACCCCUUUUGCACCUAAGGUAACACAGCAGCUGGUUCCUGUCUACCUGAGUGGGUGUCCAUCCGCAGCACCACCUCCGUUCAUGGGCUCCUCUGGGCUUGAAUGCCUCACUCUAAAUUCUACGCAUCUCCUUGCAGGGAUGUUUCCUUCUGUUUCCACUAGCUUGUGAAAUAAUGAAUUCUUGAGAGUCUAUGUCCUGUGUCCUAGAACCUCUGUGUAAGAGGAGGUCGGGUAGGAAGCAGUGGAGACUAGAAACACCCCCACCGUGUGACCCCCACAUGCCCAUAAGGACAGGUGGCCCCUGUGUGACAGGACUGUGGCUGCCCACAGCACCGUGUCCUCCCUUCCUGGGCGCCCAGCGAGAUGGUCUCCCAGCCUCCUUGCAGUUAUGUGUCCUGCAAGGGAUGGGAUGACGUUCACAGUGAGCAGGAUGCACGGAGCUGCUUCCAGGCCUGGCCCCAAACCCUCCCUCACAAGAUCCUCACUGUUGGUCAUUCUGCUGGUGGAUGCGGAUGCCCUGGGCAACCUUGGCAGCACACUGAGAGUGGUGCCUGGCUCCCAGGAUGACAGUGGAGUAGAGCUCUCUGUACCUCUUUGCAUUAGUCCUGCUUCAGGUUUCUGUAAAGUUGAUGCUUUAACAUGUGUGAUACAGGCAUAUUCUGGUGUGCACAUUAAUAAAGGGAAACCUUUAAAACGGA
Messenger RNA from Bubalus bubalis (water buffalo), 3247 nucleotides. RefSeq names its product leukocyte associated immunoglobulin like receptor 1 (gene LAIR1). The transcript is spliced from 8 exons. The record is from RefSeq and is a predicted model, not a curated record. The coding region runs from base 219 to 1007 and encodes 262 amino acids. Lineage: Eukaryota; Metazoa; Chordata; Mammalia; Artiodactyla; Bovidae.